AUGACUUUGCCAGGAGUUUGAAGGUUCAAGGAGCUGGAUCUUUCCAAUAUACUGAAAACAACAUUUCUAGCUAUAAUGCGAGUCAUCCUCAUCUUCCUCCCUCUAGUGCUUCUUGCGGCAUGUUCCACGGGCCUGGGCAUUGUUCCAGCUAUUGGUGACGAUGCGGGAGUGCUGUUGUCUUUCAAGAUGGGCCUGGACAAGCCCGAUUCUCUGCGUAGCUGGAACCGGACCACUCCCUUGGCUUCAUGGAAGGGUGUGGAAUGGAACGGGACGGCCGCCAUUGAGCUCCAACUUGCAAACUUUGGCCUCAAAGGUGAGCUAAGCAGCAAUCCCUUCUGGUGCAGCCUCACGUCACUCCGCGUCCUCAACCUCACAUCCAACAACUUGACUGGAACUCCAUUCUCUUCCAAAUGGUGCUCCAGCCCAAGCCUUGAGUCGCUGUGGCUGCCAUACAAUAAUCUCACAGGCCCACUUCUGAGAGAAAUACACAGCAGCACUCUCCACGAGCUCGUCCUCACCUUGAACUCCUUCCACGGCCCCAUCCCUCACGACCUUGGGGAGAGACUCCCAGCUCUGCGAAUCCUCAACCUUAAUGGCAACAGUCUCACCGGAUACAUCCCACCUACGCUCGGCAUGCUAACCCAGCUAGAGAAGCUAUCACUCGCGUUCAACUUGGACCUGCGCGGGGGAAUCCCAUCGUCCCUCUCCAACUGCACUAAACUCCAGGUGCUUGAUCUCGCAAAUAACUUCCUCACCGGAGGCCUGGAUGAUUCACUGCGUUUGCCUUCUCUCAUACGCCUCAGUCUCCAACAGAACAACUUUCAAGGCAGGUUGCCAGACCAUUUAUGUAACAACUCUCCCGCUCUAUCUUUUGUCGACCUCAUCGACAACAGGCUGAGUGGCUCUAUACCUCAGUCCUUGGCCAACUGCACAAGCCUCCAGGAUCUCCUCCUAGACAUUAACCAGUUCACGGGAAAUAUCCCCCAGGAGCUCUCAGCUCUAACCUCUCUCCGUAGCCUCGCCCUCUCACUCAAUCUCCUGUCUGGAGAAAUCCCUCCUUCGAUACUCUCAAACUGCACCAUGCUCGAGGUAUUCGACGCAGGACACAACAAACUUGACAGUGGCAGCUUUUCAGACACAAACAUGUCAACGAGUCUUGUACUCCUGCAUUUGAAUCGCAACCGGAUGUCUGGGCGACUCCCAAACACCAUGAGUCCGAGGCUGGGGUAUCUCAACCUCAACCACAACUCUUUCACUGGAGGAAUUCCAGACACUUGGAGUUCAUCCUUGUGCGGCUCCAUUAGACUUGUACAUCUUGGCUGGAACAUGCUGGAAGGAAAGAUUCCAUCUUGGCUCGGCAAUUGUACCAAUCUCUUCUACCUCGAUUUAGAAGACAACAACUUCAAUGGAACUAUCCCACCACAGCUCGGGUAUAUCUCAGCACUGAGCUCCAGAGAGUUCCGGCCGAAGAGCAUUGGCAACUGCAGAAUUUGUCCUUCAAUGGCCUUUUUUCUGCCGUCUAAUUCAAUCAGCAGCAAGAGUGCAAAUGGUUUGCGCACCGGGUUAUCACUGCGGUUGAACAAGCUCACGGGCGGCAUUCCACACGAGCUCGGCAAUCUCCAAGGCUUGCAGGUCCUGGACCUGGGCAACAACAGCCUCUCCGGACCCAUUCCACCAUCGCUCUCCAACUUGACCAAUCUCGAGUUACUUGGGCUCUACAACAACAAUCUCUCUGGCACCAUCCCAUCCAGCCUCUCAAGCCUGACCUUUCUAAAUGCCUUUAGUGUUUCCAACAACAACCUCCAAGGUCGGAUACCCGAGGGUACCCAAUUCUCCACAUUCCGACCAGACUGGUUUGAUGGCAACCCCGGCCUCUGCGGUCCUCCUCUUCUCCACCGACCUUGUCCAUCUCUUGGACCUGUUCCUCAGCAACAACAAGGUAUUCAUUCUCAACAACAAGGUAGCCUGGUGGACAUCCCUUUUGCAAUUGGAGCUACCAUUGGUUUCUCCAUUGCCUUCUGGGCUGCCUUCUUCCAGCUACCAAGGCGCCUCAUUCUUCGUCUCCUAGAUUGUAUAGAUCGGGCAUUUGGUUUGUGCAUUUUUUGUUAUUCUGCUCAUACUUUGGUUGGAAUCGAUGGUGAAGCCAGCAGCUGGUGGACGAUGCGAAUCCUCAUAUCUUCGUGUUACUGCUCAGCUCGACACUGCUACUUGGGAGUAACGCUGAUGGGCUCCAUUCUUGCUGAGCUCACGGUUAUGGGGUUGGGGGACCAUAAACCGGUGUUACUCGCACCAGACAGGGGUCGAACCUGUGACUUUCUGCUUAGGAAACAGACGCUCUAUCCACUGAGCUACAGGCGCAUUGACAAGUCUGGAUGCAACAUCUCAGAGCCUCGGUUCGAUCAAAAGGAGUGUGGCGAGUGUCACUCGUAUCCAAGCUUGUUUGGCUACAGGUUUGAUUGGGAUGGCAAGCACGCCUUGCUCUUGUGGCCUACUCCCACUUGCAACGCCUCCACUCCCACAAGGAUGACAAGCUCUACAAGACACUGUGGCCCUCCUCCUCUUGGUCGCCCUCUAUACCUAUCAUACAAAAUCUUGUGUUGA
Selaginella moellendorffii is the source of this 2601-nucleotide messenger RNA. RefSeq names its product LRR receptor-like serine/threonine-protein kinase GSO1. The transcript is spliced from 5 exons. Gene Ontology annotation, molecular function: protein binding. Bases 76 to 2601 code for a protein of 841 amino acids. NCBI's taxonomy places the organism in Eukaryota, Viridiplantae, Streptophyta, Lycopodiopsida, Selaginellales, Selaginellaceae. The record is from RefSeq and is a predicted model, not a curated record.